Medioppia subpectinata is the source of this 1245-nucleotide messenger RNA. NCBI's taxonomy places the organism in Eukaryota, Metazoa, Arthropoda, Arachnida, Sarcoptiformes, Oppiidae. The record is from the annotation of a GenBank genome assembly.
AAGAUAUGGUAUUGAAAUUCAAUAUUCAUUCAAUUGUAAACUGAUUCCAGUAUUGAAUACAUUUGCAAUCAUUUAUUAUAUGCAUUAUUAUUCAUCAUUUAUACAAAUAUCAAAUGCAAACACAAUUGCAUUGAGUCUAACAUCACGUAGAAUUCACAUCAAUAUUACAGUUAUUUACAAAUUUAAUGUCAAUUAAAAACUUGUUAAUUGUGUGAAAGUCUGUGAAAGCGAUCCCAAAGACAAGACAUGCCUCACAUCGAAGAAGGAGUGAAAUUGGAUUUCAAAGAUGUCUUAUUAAGACCUAAACGAUCGACGCUUAAGAGCCGUUCAGAUGUCGAUCUGAACCGAAGUUAUCACUUCAAGAAGUCGGGUCAGGAAUACACUGGCGUUCCGUUGAUUGCGGCCAAUAUGGACACAAUCGGCACAUUUGAGAUGGCAUUGGCUCUCAAUAAGCAUAACUGUUUCACAGCUAUUCAUAAACACUACACCAUUGAAGAGUGGACUGAUUUCGCCGCCAAAAACCCAUCAGUAUUACGGAAUGUUGCGGUGAGUUCUGGCACCGGAAGCGGCGACUUUGACAAACUGAAGGACAUCUUGAAGAAUAUUCCGGACGUGAAGUUUAUAUGUCUGGAUGUGGCGAACGGCUAUUCCGAGCAUUUCGUGGAGUUUGUCAAACAGAAUAUUCCGGACGUGAAGUUUAUAUGUCUGGAUGUGGCGAACGGCUAUUCCGAGCAUUUCGUGGAGUUUGUCAAACAGGUUCGCAACGCUUUCCCGACGCACACAAUAAUGGCCGGCAAUGUUGUGACGGGAGAGAUGGUGGAGGAGUUGAUUCUGGCGGGCGCUGACAUAAUCAAAGUGGGUAUCGGUCCGGGAAGUGUCUGCACCACUCGCAAGAAGACGGGCGUCGGGUAUCCGCAACUGUCGGCAGUGCUCGAGUGUAUGGACGCCGCGCACGGACUCGGAGGCCAUAUAAUAUCAGACGGCGGCUGCACGUGUCCGGGCGAUGUGUGCAAAGCGUUUGGCGCGGGCGCCGACUUUGUGAUGUUGGGCGGAAUGCUUUCCGGUCACGACCAGUGCGGCGGCGAUGUUGUCGUCAAACCCAACGGCAAGAAAGUGAAGCAAUUCUAUGGUAUGAGUUCGUCGACUGCGAUGAACAAACAUCACGGAGGGGUCGCAGCGGAAUGCUUUCCGGUCACGACCAGUGCGGCGGCGAUGUUGUCGUCAAACCCAACGGCAAGAAAGUGA